GGGACCGGGGGUGUUGUCAGCCCUGUGCCGGUUGCCGGCGUUCGGUCGGGGUCGGGGUCGCGCAGCGGCGGGCUGGGGCCGGGGCAGGGCCUCGGUAUCUGUUCCCGACGCCGGCGUUGUGAAAUGGGGCUGUGAGCACCUUCCCGGCAGGCUCCGUGAUUGCUUGUAAAUCACCGUAAUGCCCCGGGCUGAGAGGCGCUAAGUGCCAAUCGUGUCAUUAUCUCGAGCCGGGCCAUAUUUCAUUGAGUUAAAAGGAGCGAAUCCUCUCUCUGCUUCAGACAUCCACCCCCCCCUCCCCCGGCUUCUAUCGGGUACCAGCCUAAUUACCAGCCUUCCCCGGGAGCAGAGCAGAGCAGAGCAGAGAGCAAUUAGCGCAGAGGGCGGCGGCCGUUCGCCUCGGGUGAACCGGCGCAGCCCCUCGUGCAAGCGAUGCGGGUGUCUGCACGCCCCCGGCCCCAGAGGCCGCACGGAGCCCCCGCAUCCCCGCACCGCCCCGUGCCCGGCAGCAGGCAGGUCAGCCCUAGCAGCUCGGCACGGCCCGGGGCCGCCGCCAGAACCCUUUCCUUCCCGCUGCGCCCAUUUGCUCUCACCGCCGGGAGCGGCUCUCGGCCACGUGCGGGUGUGAGAUGGCGCGCAGCCUGCUGGACUCUGCUGCAGCCCCGGGCCUUGGCGCAGCGCUGUGGCGGGGCGGCGUUCCCCCGCCGCUAAAUGGGGCCUGGCGGGAGCGCGGCUGCUGGUUGUGCUGGAGGGGUGCCUGGGGAUGAGCUGCGCCGGUGUCUGGUGCCGCACUUGUGCCGGGCCUAAUGGUGUAAAACAAGCCGCGAUGGUGUAAAGCCACCCCUGCUGUUCCUCGAGAGCUGUGCGGAGCGCCGCUGGGCUGGUGGCUCCCGUGUGCCACCCGCACGCUGCUCGAGCUUCUCCAGGCCUUCUAACAGAGCUGUGUGGGUCUGGCCCUAUGGAAGGACUGUGCCCAGGCCCCUCUCCCUGCUUCCCCCCACCAGCCCCGCUGCUCCCAGCACGCUGAUUCUGCACAGCAGUGGGACCCCAGUGCUGUACCCCCGGUGUGGGGGUUUGCGCCUGUAAUUCAUUGACAAGGGAAAUUUUGACCCCCACGGCCUGGUGCAGGAAGCUGAUGCUGCGCUCCUGGGUGUGACGGGAUAAAUAUCACCCUGCCCUUCUGCUGCCCCUCUCUGCACCAGGAGGGGUUUGCAGACGUGAAGCAGGAUCCCACAAUGACUGACAGGCACACGUGUGCAGACACAGAGCCCCAGUGAUGUGCCGGUAUUUGUGAACAGACACCCCUCUCCUCGCAGUGCCCGCAUUCCCUUGUCUGAUGUUUGCCCCUGCUGGAGGCCCUCCAGCAGUACAGUACAGCUGCAAAGGGCACCAGGUGGCAAGGCCUUGCACUCAGGAUGGGAUCCUGUUGCGUUGAGCUCACCCCUCUUAUGAAAAGCCGGGGAUGGAGAUGAACACAGCCUCUGAGGGAGGCACCCGCCGGGGGCCGGAAAAUAAGCAUGAAGAAAAAGUGCAGGAUCCCAACAGAGGGGAGGCAGAGACCAAGGCAGAGAUGGGGAACAAAACAUGGGCAGACCUGGCCGGGGAGAUGAAGACUUUCCUGUGGAACCCAGAGGAGAGAACCUGCAUGGGGAGAACAGCCAAGAGCUGGGGCCUGAUCUUACUGUUCUACUUCAUCUUCUACACGUGCCUGGCGGGGAUGUUCGCCUUCUGCAUGUAUGUGAUGCUGCUCACCCUGAGCCCCUACACACCCACCUACCGGGACCGUGUGUCUCCGCCAGGAGUAAUGAUCAGACCAUACCUGAAUGGCUUUACUAUUGCCUUCAACGUCUCCAAGCCCAGCACUUGGCAGCCAUAUGUGGACAGCAUGCACCAGUUCCUAGCAGCUUACGAUGACAAAGUUCAAGAGGAGAAGAACAUCGAGUGCAUCUCAGGACAGUACUUCAUCCAAGGGGGCAACGACAGCGAGGAGAAGAAGGCCUGCCAGUUCAAGCGCUCACUGCUGCAGAACUGCUCAGGGAUUGAGGAUCCGACAUUUGGCUUCUCUAAGGGCCAGCCCUGCAUCCUGCUGAAGAUGAACCGGAUCAUAGGCUACCGUCCUGGUGCUGGGGUCCCUGUGAAUGUGGACUGCAAAGUGCAGAAAGGCAAUGAGAGCGAUCUGAGGUCAGUGGACUUCUACCCUGGGAACGGCACAUUUGACCUCAUGUAUUACCCCUACUAUGGCAAGCUCACGCACGUCAACUACACGUCCCCCCUGGUGGCCAUGCACUUCACAGAUGUGAAGAGGAAUAGUUUGGUCCACAUUCAGUGCAAGCUGAACGGGAAAGGGAUCAUCAAUGACGUUAACAGCGACCGCUUCCUGGGCCGGAUCAUCUUCACACUCAGCAUUGGAAAGUAGCCAGCAAACACAGUGCGUGAGGUUAAGUUGGUCAGAGGCUUUCCCUUUUUAAAACAUAAAGACAGCUUUUUUUUUCCUUUUUUUUUUUUUUUCUCUCUCUCCCACUAGGAAAACAGACACAUGGAAAUUUUUGUUAACUUAUUUUUUUUAUAUAGUUAGGAAACAAAUGAGAUGCAGCAGCAUGGAACCACAUCUUUCAGCAUCUGAUGUAAAUCACGAUUAGUAAAUAUUAAAAGUUACACCUUGGGCAGAGAACUUGCAAAAGCAUUUCAGUAUUUAUUAGAAGAACUCCAGUACCUGAACACUGUUUCUAUAAGAUCUUUUACACAUGACCUUUGUUUUAAUCUUUACAAUAGUUUUAGGUGCACUACUCAGGCAACAGCUAACGAGAUGGUGGUUUAUCAGUACUAUUCCUGUUCAAAUACCAAACAGCAAACAUUCUGGAUGAUGCUUGCAGUGACAGUUAACAAGAUAUAAUGGCAAACCUCAAAACACCACUGGGACUGCUGGCAGCAGCAGCACCCUGCCUGCAGUUCUGUCUGCCUGGCCCAUACAGGAUGCUGCAGCCAGGGCUGCCUGGCCCCAUCGCCAGCUCCAGGGCCAGCAGUGUGGCUGUGCCAGCCCUGAGAGGCCUCAACAAGGCUUCCUCCGUGUUAACGAUGAUCACAUUAAUUGCUAUCUUUGUUCCCUAGGACAGCAAGGCACAGCGGUGAUUUCAGCAUCUAGGCAAACACUUUGUUUCUACAGGCACUCAGACUCACUUUAGUUUUGAUUAUUUGGAAAAGGAGAUCUUUUAUUAUACACACCUUCAUAUUUAACAUACAGGGGGCGUAUUUCACCUCUCAGGUACAAUCAGGGCAGGACACCUUAGGACCACGCACUUAGGAAAGCACACUUACUAAAACUACUGACUGAACAAGAGCAUUGUGGUAUGUUCGCCCUACAUCCUCAUCCAGAUACUUAAUCUGCCAUCACUGCUGAUCUAUAUAAGUCUCUAAGAAGCCCUUUUUUGUAUUUAUUAAAGUGACGACAGUCUAA
Messenger RNA from Gallus gallus (chicken), 3451 nucleotides. RefSeq names its product ATPase Na+/K+ transporting family member beta 4 (gene ATP1B4). The record is from RefSeq and is a predicted model, not a curated record. Bases 1460 to 2413 code for a protein of 317 amino acids. The transcript is spliced from 9 exons. Gene Ontology annotation, cellular component: nuclear inner membrane; sodium:potassium-exchanging ATPase complex. Gene Ontology annotation, biological process: regulation of DNA-templated transcription; sodium ion transport; potassium ion transport. NCBI's taxonomy places the organism in Eukaryota, Metazoa, Chordata, Aves, Galliformes, Phasianidae.